This is a messenger RNA of Spodoptera frugiperda (fall armyworm), 1170 nucleotides long. Its product is annotated as protein insensitive-like. The transcript is spliced from 4 exons. The record is from RefSeq and is a predicted model, not a curated record. Bases 186 to 692 code for a protein of 168 amino acids. Gene Ontology annotation, molecular function: DNA binding. NCBI's taxonomy places the organism in Eukaryota, Metazoa, Arthropoda, Insecta, Lepidoptera, Noctuidae.
UUUUGUUGUAAUCGCAAUAGGCAGUUGGUGAUUGACGAGACUUGUAGUCAGGGGGCUGCUGUCAGGUUACAAUAAAACUCUGAAGUUUCUAGUAAAGAAGGCUAAAGUUAUAUUGACAUGUACUAAAACAGUACCAUAUUUGAAAGAUAUUAGAUACUUGAUCAGCGAGUUUCGUGAUUUCCAAAAUGAGUGAUAUAGAAAACCAGGACGUUGACCGUAUAAAUGAAGAUAACGACUCUGACUCUGAUCCUGAUCCAGCUGCAGACGAGGCGGCGCUGAAUAACGAGGAUGACAACACUUUUCAAAGUGAACCAGAAGUGGAAUUGAUCAGUAUUGGUUAUGGUACUAUGGUACCUAAACAUGCGUACGAAAACAUCAACUGGGCCUGUUAUAAAAUCGCCACAAGGUCUUUACUUCGACUUACCUUUCCAAAACAGAUUUUGGCGACCCAUUGUUUGAGUGGGAGGAAGUCACCAGCCUUUCCGAAUAAGCCAGCAAAAAUGGGCUUGGAUCCAGAUAUAGUUAGAGAUGUGAUUGUUGAGGUAGUGAGGAGAUGUGGCGCACAAGAAAAUUGGAUUCGGAGCGUCAUUGCAAGUAAAUGCUCUGAGGAGGCCAGGAUACGUAGAACACAAAUGAGUAAGCUGGUAGCAGCUAGAGCAAAUAAUGAAAAUAUUCCACCAAACAACAACUGAGGGUGCUAAAGCACAGAAUACUAGCUGAAGCAUAAGACAAAAGAGGAGACUGGACAAGAGUUAUAUAAUCGAACAAGGUAGACCAGAAGCAAAACGAAAUGAACGAAAGUAGAUAAGACAAGAUAGGUAGUAUUAAGACAGUUUACCCAUGUGUGGUAAUGUUACAUUUUAUCGACAAAAAUCAUACAAAAUAAUUUUAACAAUCCUAGUGAUCAUUCGACUUGUAAGUCUUGUAACCGUCAUUAUUAACCGAUCUUCAUUCGAGAUCGAUCUCUUUUUUCCACAUACAUAAAUACAGCUAAUGUCGUAAAUUGAUCUUAAUCCACAGAUUAUGAAUUGAUACUUAUUAGGUAUAAUUUCGGUAUUGGUUAUUAAUUUUAAAAUUUAAUAUACAUAUGAUGUACUUUUAAUUAAUUUGAAUAAUUAUUACUUUUAUAAUAGGAUUAAAUGAAAAUCGUAAUAAAAUAUUUUGCUCGUA